Lepisosteus oculatus (spotted gar) is the source of this 1261-nucleotide messenger RNA. The record is from RefSeq and is a predicted model, not a curated record. NCBI's taxonomy places the organism in Eukaryota, Metazoa, Chordata, Actinopteri, Semionotiformes, Lepisosteidae.
GAAGUAAAGAUAAGCAAAGAUUGUAAAAGCUUUGAAGAGGCCGUUUACGUUUGGACUUGUAAUCUUUAUGGCAGGGUAUGAUCAUGAGAAAAGUAACAAACAAGGAGAUUGACCAAUAGGUCAAGUUGAGGUUGGGUGCUGUUAGGGAAUGCUCUUGUUUCAGAAACAGGCACUCAAUGCUGGCGUCAGCAGCUAUAUAAGGUUUGAAACCUGUUCAUCUUGUCCCUGUUCCAGUGGUGGGCGUGACCUCAUGGCUCCAAUUUCAUAAAGGGGGCGGAGCUCAGGCAUGUCACUUGACUGAACUGUCAGUUCAGCCUGAGAGCUGGGAACUACAACUGGACAAUUGGCACCCAUCAGACUCAUGUCCGAACAGCAGAUCCGUUGCCCAAUAUGUCUGGAUACCAACUUUACCACCCCAGUCACCAUCCCCUGUGGGCACAGCUUCUGCACGGCGUGUAUUGGAGAGUACUGGAAUCACACCGAUGAGUGUCUGUGCCCACUUUGUAAAACAUCCUAUCCCACGAAACCCGAUCUCCUUGCUAACAGAAGCCUGGGAGAAUGUGCUGGUCGCUGUGAUGAAACGAAGGAGGUGAGUGGGGAUGAAGAGCGCUUUGCCAAGCCAGGAGAAGUGCCCUGUGACUCUUGCACUGGCAGGAAGCUCCAGGCUGUGAAAUCCUGCCUGGUGUGUCUGGCCUCCUACUGCGAAACGCACACUCUUCCCCACUAUCAAGAGGCUGCUUUCAAGAAGCACACGCUGAUUGCCGUCUCCAAAAACCUGGAAGACAAGAUGUGCAAACAGCACGGGCGACCGCUGGAGAGGUUCUGCAGGAGUGACCAGACCUGUAUCUGCGUGAAGUGCACCGAGACAGAUCACAGGACACACAGUACUCUCUCUGCACACAAGGAGUGGAGAAGGAAGAAGGUUCAGCUGGAGAAAACUGCAAACAAAGUUGAACAGAUGACUAAAGAGAGACUGCAGAAGGUGGAGGAGCUCAAUCAGCUGGUGAAGCUCAGCAAAAGCCACACAGAGAGAGAGAUCGAGGACAGUGUUCAGGUCUUUGCCUCUCUGCUGCGCUCCGUGGAGAGCAGCCAGGCUGAGAUCACUGAGCUGAUUGAGGAGAAGCAGAGAGCAGAAGAGAAGAGGGCUGAGGGGCUCAUUACAGAGCUGGAGCAGGAGAUCGCUGAGCUGCAGAGGAGAAGCACUGAACUGGAGCAGCUCUCUCACACUGAAGACCCCAUCCACUUCCUACAGAUGUGGUGA